Messenger RNA from Anopheles gambiae (African malaria mosquito), 3203 nucleotides. RefSeq lists its product as uncharacterized. The transcript has 2 exons. NCBI's taxonomy places the organism in Eukaryota, Metazoa, Arthropoda, Insecta, Diptera, Culicidae. Bases 2579 to 3037 code for a protein of 152 amino acids. The record is from RefSeq and is a predicted model, not a curated record.
GAACUGAUACAGUUCCAGUUCCGACGAAGAAACUGAUCGACACACCAUAUCCAUUAGUACUUGUGCAGCAUAGGAAUAGCGUAGGAAUUAGCGCAGGAAUUCAGCUUAGGAAAUAGCUUUGAAAUUCCAGAUUCGGGUUUAAAGUUGAAUCUUAUCCUACUCUGGAACCGAUAAAGUUAUAUCCGGUAGUACUUGUGCAGUACAGGAAUAGCGUAGAAAAUAGCGCAUUUUAACACAUUUCCUGUAGUGUUUCUGUUCCUGCAUGGAAUACAUGGCGAGGACACGUGAGUUACGAAAUUCAAAAAAAAUAUGUUCUGUCACUCCCAAAACAACAACUCCAUCAGUUGUCUUACGAGCGUAGCGUAAUUUAUGGACGGCCCAACUUGGUCUUCCGUGCAGCUAUGAUUGAAUGGUAGGAGCGUCAUCGAGAAAUCCCAAUACCUAGUACUGUAGUUGCGAUGUUGCCAUGUAACGCUCCACGAACUGGCCGAGCUGGCCGGAUAUCCUGAGCCCGUCUAUUCUCAAGCCUUGCGGACGCAAUAACUCCUGCAGUUGUGCGAUGACACUGCCAAAGCUAAACCAACCCGAUAAGACCAUCGUUCUCCCCCCUCACCACACACACACACAAAACAAUGGACAAACCAUCGAGCACUGGGUAUUGAAUUGGCAGGAAUCGGGUUGGUGCCCGAUCACACUGACUUGCACGUACGCAUUGUUCCGAGGUGAUUACGGCCCGAUUCGAUUGCGUCAUCUGUCACGCUAAUUUGACCGAAAAAAAACAGGUAAUUGCUAAAGCCAGCAGAGCGCUUGGGGUAUUGAUGUAAGAGGUUGAUUGGUGGACGCUAGCAGACACACCGAACCUCACGUCCAACUGUACCCGGGCACAAGCGCCGGGCCUGGAACGCAAAGCUGGAAGGCACAAAAAGCCUCUUCCCUUUGGAAACUAGUUGCAUCACGCAAGGAUCCUAGCGACCUCGAUGGGCACCUGAAACUACAACAAAAACAGCAAUUCUGAGCAAGCCCAAUAUCGCGCCCCGCUGGCAUUAUAUGAGUCAAGGUCAAGCAACGGCAGUGACAAUUAGAAAACUUGCAGCAAUCACGCCAACCGAAGGAACCUAGAACCUGUUGGAGGGACCCAACCUAGCAUGUCAUCCACUAUUAACUACGCUUGGAGGUCACAGCAAGGGGACGGUGGUGUGGUCCCGAAACCAGCGACAGCCCUGGUGUAGGCUGUUGGUGCUUGCCCCACUGCACCACUUGUUGUUGGGUGCGAGCGGCUGUGGAGCGAGGAGCCGAAUUGAUUAAAUAGAGGAACGGACGACUACGCCGUUGCGGUUAAACGCUCAUAACGCUACGAACGAUUAAUUCUGCUUUCCCCAGCCCCUCCAGCAGGAAUAGACAGUAAACAAUCGGGGCUAGUCGGCAGGCAGGAAUUCUUGAACAUCCCUCCAAGGUCCAAUGGUUGGUGCUCAUGCAAAACUUUGUCAGGAAAAAGGCUUCCGAUGGAAAAAAAACCCGCGUUUAAACACAGCACAGCACACUGGUCCGUGUCUUGCGGCAGAGAGGAUCCGUUAAUGAUGUAGUUUGAGUCGUUUUUUUGCGGGAAGGAACGGAAAAGCCGACCUACCUCCAGCUCUCAAUGGCGAAGGUCAAUCAUACUUUCAAGAAGUUCCGAAAUACUUCGUUUGCCUUUACCUUGCCUUUUGUUUGAUUAUAUCCCCCCCCCCCCUGGCCCGAACUGUCUUCUUUUCCUCUUGCUGCUCCUCUUGUGCCCAGACAUUGACAAAGAGUGAUGGACGGGAACGGGGAGCGAAGCAAAUUCAGAAGCGGUAGAGUUCCCCGGGCACAAUUUAUUGCCACUGCUGCGAGGGAAAUUGGGUCUUGGCAGUCGUCCUGCCACGUUCCUCAUUCGCGGUGACGUCUUGAGCGCGGGCCUGUUCGCGAGUUGGCGACUCCCGCUUCAACUACCCCGCCCGGCAAUAUUCUCAAUCAGGCGGCACACCACCCGAAGAAGCCGCACGAUGUUUUUUGGGGUUACGAUUAUUAUCAUCAAGUUCGUUUAUUAUUUUUAUUAGUAUUGUUACUGCCGGGGCGCUUCGCCCGCUCCCAUUUGUCAUUAGCUAGUGGGAGCAUCCGCGGCAGUCGCGUUACUAUUAUUAGUUUACCCGGCUGUCCCUGCCUCGCCUACCCCGGUUCCCUGUCGCGCGUGUUGAUUAUGAGAGGUUUGGUUGUGGCUUUUGCGGGAAAACCUUGGAACUCCUGCCUGCCUUUGCGGGGAAGCUCAAGGCUUUCCGGGGUCUUUUCUUUUUUUUUUUUUUUUUGAAUACCAAGACCAAGUCGAAAGAAUUUUUAACGUUUAGACUAUUCAGGUAAACCAUGGAAAGGAGUGAGCAUGAUGGGACGAAACGUUCCGACAUUCAUCCAGCGACCGAACGAAGACAGGAACGAGACUCGAGCGUCGAGUUUUGUCCUGGUGCUUGUACACAGUCGGUCCGGACGUACCGGACGGUUUAGUUCAUUGCUUCCGCUCAUCUCGAGCAGUUCGUUCAAUUAAUCUCGGCCCCACCCCAAGCCCAGCAUGGCACUGGUCAAGGGCGAAGACAGCCCGCCGCGACCGCCGGCCAUCGUGUCGUACGCGUUCGAGAAGGAGCUGAUCAACAGGCAGAACCGCUACAUCCGGCUGUACGACAGCUUUCUGCCGAGCCUGAAGCGCGUCCCGAUCGCGAUCAAGUUCUGGUCCAAGUACGACUCGACCGCGGCCGGCCGCAGCGGCCUGCCCAACUUCGACCGGUACUGCGCGCUGGUGGAGAAGACGAUUGCGGAGGGACCGCGCGACCGCUACCCAGAACCAGUCACCGAGAGCCAGUGCUACGGUUGGUACUGCGAGCCGUGCUACCGGUACGAGGGGCGCGACAUCCACCUGCUGUACCAUCCGAAGAAGCGCUCCCCGAUCACGCUGGUCGGGGAGAAGAUCAACGCGGACCGCAUCACGCAGCGACCCCGCUUCACCGGCGUACCGUUCAAGCUCACCUCGUAAGACACCAGGCACCAGUGAGCAGGAGCAUCAAAUUCAAGCUAGAACUACAGCGCCAUCUGUGUACUGUUUAAGGCACUCCGUUUCGCUUUAUUAGUGUUUUUGUGUUUGCCGCGGUUGUGCAUUCUAGGUGUCAGUGGUAAAUAAAUAAGUAAUUAAAACAAAACAA